Molecule: messenger RNA, 5092 nt
Organism: Schistocerca serialis cubense
Lineage: Eukaryota; Metazoa; Arthropoda; Insecta; Orthoptera; Acrididae
Exons: 4
Coding region: 894-2801 (635 amino acids)
Biological process (GO): peptidoglycan catabolic process
Molecular function (GO): N-acetylmuramoyl-L-alanine amidase activity; zinc ion binding
Source: RefSeq, a predicted model, not a curated record
CUUCGAUGAAAGCGGUCGCGGGCGCCGGGGACAAGUCGCAUGUAGGGCGCACCGGAAGUGCUGCUUUUUUAUCGACAGCCACACCCACUUGUUGCGUCGCGUUGCAGUGCGUUUAUGUUUCAGUGUGAGCCAAGUGUAGCAGCUUCGAGACGUAUUGCUCCUGCGAACUGCUUUUGAAUACGUGUUCAACAACAUGCAUGUUUUACUGGAUAUUUUUGUGUAUGUCUUAGCUCAGCUGCUGGCUAUACAUGACAGCAGGUGAGCCCAAGACUGCUGCUCAGUGGUAGAGGAAAUCACCUGCAAGAAAUGGUGUAAAUUCGGCAAAUUACUUGUAGACAAGCUGGGAGGAACGUGUUGAAGUGAUCCGGUGCCUGUGCGUUCAGUGUGCUUUGUUCGUAUGAUAGUAGUGACCUUCGUAUCUAUUGAUUUUUUAUUUCCGAGUAUUCGCUUGCAAGUUCCGUCAGAUGCGCUCGGCUUAUUAGCAACUCAGUAGUACAUGUGACCUGGCUGUGUGUAGACUGUCAGUUGUCGUUUGACGUUACGUACCUGUUUACUUGAGAGCAUAUUAUUUACGCAGCUAGUAGAUCUGAAGUCUGUGAAUAGUUACUAGCGCUGUUGUUUGCACAGAACUAGGUAAUAACCCGAAACAAGACAUAGACGAAGGGGAAGUCUCUUGACAAUUGAAUUAGCGCUGUAUCUCUGAAGGACAAUGGACUGUUCUUGCGGUUAAGAGUAACGGUAAAAAUAAGAUGAAAAAUUUUGCUACUCUUGAGGGGAAGUUGUAACGGUGUGCAGCUGGGUGACACCAUACCGUUGGAGUGAUGCCUUUUCCGAGUACACUUUACAAAAUAGUGUUCUCUCAUAAUGGAACUGCGGCUAACUGAGGAUUGCGGAUGACAUCUUUAAUGACAAUGGCACACGAUGACCAGACGAGAGACCCGGAAGAGCGAGGGAACGCGUUUUCGAAGGCCGACGCGUUCUCGCUGUCCUCGUUCGGCUCCAACAGCAGUGAGGAGGGCAGCCUGGUGACGGAUGGGGAAGACGAGGAGGGCAAGGGCGGACACGUCAACCUGGUGAUGAGCGAGCUGCUCAACCAGCCGCCGCCCUCCAGCGUCAACAUCACCAACUCGUCGGACGUCCGCAUCGGUCCGAGCCUCAACUACAAUGGCCCCGUCACCAUUAACCAGUUCCUCAACUUGCAGCAGCAGGGUGCGCUUGGAGCCGGAGACACUCCUCUGCCGCUGGAUGGAACAGGGAAAGGCGUUCUGACUGGCGUUGCAUCCUCGGGAAUCGGCGGCAGCGCAGAACUGAGCAAGCGCUCUGGCGGCGAUGGCGCUGGCGCCAGAGGUGCGCUCUGGUGGCGGCGUCCCAAAGUGCUUGCGGCAGCAGGAGUGUUCGUAGUGUUCGUGGCCGGCGCCGCGACAGCCGUGGCGCUGCUGUGGCCCUCCUCGAGAGUUGGGUCGGGCACCUCCACUCCCAUCACCUCCAGUCGCAAUACUAUGGCGUCCCAGAGGAACUACGUCAUUCCCACAGUGCCUCCGCCGAACCCUGAACUGGUGCUGAAGAACGGACAGCGUAUCGUUCCCAGGUCCGUGUGGAGCAGUGGCGUGCCGCCCAAUUUCAGGAUCCCUCUGCACCAUCCGAUACCGUAUGUGGUCGUCGGACACACGGCGGGCACGGCCUGCAGAGGCGAAGAGGAGUGUUUCGUCCUCCUGCGCGCAUACCGCGACGAGCACUACGCCAAGUGGGGGCAGCCCGACAUCUCGUACAACUUCCUCAUAGACGUGGAGGGCAACAUCUACGAGGGCCGCGGCUGGGGCGCCACCAACAACUACGACAGGGAGUGGGUGCUGCGCUGCAACCUGGCCGUCACCUUCAUGGGCAACUUCGUGCACCACAAUGCGACGGAGGCGAUGGCGCGCUCGCUGCAGCUGCUGCUGGAGCUGGGCGUGUCUCUGGGCAAGCUGGACAGCGAGUACCGGCUGCUGGCGCACAGUCAGGUGGCCAGCACUCUCAGCCCGGGGACCAACGUUCUCAAGCUCAUCGCGUCCUGGCCGCACCGCUGCUUGAAGCUCUGCAGCGCCGGCAUGCAGUGCAUCCGAGCAAACUCGACGGAAGUGAGCACGACAGCAUUGAGCACCGUCGAAAGUGGAGAAAGCUUGCCACCGCAGAACCCGGAACUGGUGCUGAAGAACGGACAGCAUAUCAUUCCCAGGUCCCUGUGGAGCAGUGGCGUGGACCCCAUUUCCACCAUCCCUCUGCAUCACCCGACACCCUACGUGGUCAUCGGACACACAGCGGGAGUGCCCUGCGAAGGUGAAGAGGAGUGCUUCAGCAAGUUGCGCGACUAUCGCGACGAAAAUUACGUAGUGCGGGGCGAGCCCGACAUCUCGUACAACUUCCUAAUAGACGUGGAAGGCAACAUUUACGAGGGCCGCGGCUGGGAUGCCGCCAACAACUACGACAGAGAGUGGGUGUUGCGCUGCAACCUCGCAGUGACCUUCCUGGGCAACUUCUCGCACGACAACGCGACGGAGGCGAUGGCGCGCUCGCUGCAGCUGCUACUGGAGCUGGGCGUGUCCCAGGGCAAGCUGGACAGCGAGUUCCGGCUGUUGGCGCACCAUCAGGUGGCCAGCACUCUGAGUCCAGCGACCAACGUGCUGAGGCUCGUCGAGACCUGGCCGCACCGCUGCUUGGAACACUGCGGCGUCGGUGUGCAGUGCGUCCGACAAAACUCGACGGACGUCAGCACGACAGCGUCGAGCACCAACGAAAGUGGGGAAAGUUUGAAAAGGAACUAAAAAAAUGUUGUAAUUUAAUCUCAAAGAUACAAGAAGAAAAUUUGUUCGCCUGUUGUACCAGAGGAAUACUCUGUAAAACUGUUUUAUCCUUGACAUCUUGGAUAUUCUGGAAUCCAGCCGGAUGUUCGCGUCGUUCUCGCACGAUAUUUCAACAGCGUGCCUCGCUGUGUUCUUCAGGUGCUACAUGAGACUGGUCCUUGGACUAGUUGGUAUGAUGGGUAUGGAUACCCCGGUAGUCGAAGGAUCGGAUCGACUUCUGUCAUCCCUGCCUUCUGUCUGAUGAUAAUGGUAACGGACUGAUGGGAUUAAGUGUCGUGAAUCUGUGGUCAGCUUGGAUUUUUAAGGUAUGGAUUUUUCUGGGAAUGGGAUAUGGUCGGAUUUCGGCGUCUUCUUGGCUUCCUGCGCCCCAAUGUGCCGAUGACGUUGUAGCUCGGUGAACUCGCCUGACCAUGCUUUGCGGCCAUUGUCGUCGUUCCCAGCGUCUUGCGGGUUGGAAUCGGAAGGCUGUUGGCUGCUGUGAAGCAGCCUUCUUCCGAUUUUCAUCGGAAGUCGGGGCUGCAUUCGGCUUGGUGGCUGUCUCAACCUUUUGGGAGGCGGCCAAUUCGAGCAACCCUUCCAGGUCCUUGGAGAUCCUCACCGCCAGCUUCUUCUUGGGCGGCGGUGGGACUGGAUCUGGCUCCGAUUCCGUUGUGUCCAUGUUCUCUGUGGUCUCCCGCCCCGAGGGGGGGGGGGCGGGGGGGGGGGGGGGAGCAGGCGGGGUGGGCCGCAAGGCUUUCGUGGCAGAAGCCACUUGAGCUCGCAGCCGCUGGAUUUCCCUGUGCGCCGCGGCCAGUUCGUCUCGCAGGGCGGUCCUCUCUGCCGCGAAUGCAGCUUUGAGGUCCGCUAUUGCGUCUUCCGUGGCCGCACGGAGCUUGUUGUGCGGCACAGCGUCGUCAUGGCGGCGUCUAUCGGGGGGCGAAGGGGCCCCCCGGUGCUGCUGCUCUGUUCCUGCCACAGGCACUGGCCCACUGCCGGAAAGGUUUCGUCGUCUCUUCUUCCUCUUCUUGUUGCCUCCGUGACCGCAGUUAUCGGUCCUUGGGUCGAUCGAGUCCAGUAUUUAUGCCUGGCUGGAGCUGGGGUUCCAUAAUCGGUCCGCGCCGAGUCGAGUGUUCCAUCUGUGGUCCGCGCCCGCCAGUCUCGGCUUCAACGGACCCAUCCAGUCGCGGAUGUUCCCACUGCCGUCGGCGCCCGUUUUGCCCGUCCUCAACAGUUGUGGUUGUCAUCUGAGGUGUGUCAGACCCGAUCUGAUAUGUUGGGCACUCUAUCUCAUGACUGUUACUAUGAUUUCCACUUCUGUUUCGUGCUGGGCGCUCCCUAAUCGGUCCGCGCCGCGUCGUGUGUUCCGUCUGAGGUCCGCGCCCGCCAGACGCGGCCACAUUGUCCCUCUCUGGUCGCCGGUGUUCCCUCCGCCGUCCGCCUCCGGCCUGGCCGUCUUCUGAAGUCGAGUUCAUGAUCUGGGGUGUGUCAGAUCUGGUCUCUAAUGUCCGACACCUUGUCUCACGGCUGUUCUAUCGGUCUCCUCUUCUAUUUCUUGUAGAAGCCCGGAGUGUCCUGCGUUGAGUUUUCACAAGCUCAAGCGCUGGAUUCCAGGCAAUGCUGAUUUGGUAUCCCGAGUCACGAUUGAUUAGAUUUUCUGUGACCUUAAUCUCAAUGGCUUCUUUAAUGACACUGUCCCAAAAUUUUGAGGACUGUGUAACAAUCUUAGUGUCAUUGUAAUCCAUUGAAUGACCAAGUUCCAGACAGUGCUCUGCUAUGGCUGAUUUAGUUGCCUGUCUGAGUCUGGUAUGUCUCUGGUGUUCUUUACACCUGAUGUCCACAGUUCCAGUGGUCUGGCCAAUGUAUGACAUCCCACACUGGGGUGGUAUGUUGUAAAUACCUGGCUUGCGUAGCCCCACGUCAUCUUUUACAUUCCUCGGCAUAGCCCCAAUUUUGGUGGGUGGGCAAAAUAUGCUCUUGAUGUCAUAUUUCUGGAGAACCCUGCAGAUCUUGGCAGAGAUAGGUCCGGCGUAUGGCAGGUAUGCCAUCUUCUUUGCCUCUUCUGGUUCUUCUUCUGGAUCCUUUGGCCAGUUGGCAGGUUGAAGAGCCUUCUGGAUAUCUGUAGAGGAGUACCCAUUCCUUGAUAGGCAAAGGACUAAUUUCGAGAUUCUUUUAUUACUUCGAGUAUUAACUACUUUUUGUUCUGAUGUGCUGGCGUAAAGACGUACUGUAUAAUUUCAUGUCUAUGUGCGUGUUAAAUGAAGGUGUUAAAUGAU